AUGGUGCGCCGUCCAACGCCGGUGGCCGUGGCGGCGUCCGAGCCCCUGCUCUCCCCCGGCGCUGCUCCGGUGACUCCGUGCCCGUAUCCGUUGAUCUACCCACCAGAUCCGGUGCCGGUGCCGGUGAGGUCAUCGCUGGCAGCUAGGUUUGAACUCGCCCAGGUCAGGCUGGCUGGCAGCGACGGCCUCGCGUUCUGCAGUGGAAGGGCCGAGAGUCGCAACAGCGGAACCCUAGCCUCGACCUCUAUCUCCCUCUGGCCACAGCUGUUCAGGUCAACGGUGAAGGAUGAGCAGGCACUGGAGCCGCACGAUCUACGUCGGCAACCUCCCCGGCGACAUCCGGGAGAGGGAGGUGGAGGAUCUGUUCUAGAAGGGGGAGGCGUUCCACCACCACUAGCAGCAGCACCAGUGCCCGGCGCAGCAUUGCGUUGCGUCGCCGCAGCUACAGCUCUCGUCCGCUCCGACCUGCCGAGGCUUGCCACCGUGCUAUCCGCGUCGGCUGCCCGCACCUACUCGACGCCAUCCUCCACUGUUGUGGCGCCGCCUCGCACAGCCUUGCCUCCUACCAGGGCAAGGCAGAGUGGGCUGGAUCCAAGGGCUUGGUCCAACAAAGAAGUCAAACAUUUACAAGGGGUGAAUGAGAGAUUACUGAAAAGAAUUGUUGUACUAAAGGGAACAGUUAAAACAUUGAAUUCUAAAAUAGAUCCUUUGACCCUAGACGAUUCGCUUAACCAGUUUGUAGAACAAUGCUUGGGUUCAGAAGAUGUCAUUUAUCUAGUUGGUGGUUUUGAUGGCUUCUCAUUUGUGCCAUCACUAGACUCUUUUUCCCCUUCAUUGGACGUAGUAACACCCCUCAAACCAAUGGCUGUUGGCAAGUCAUAUACCUCAACUGUUGCACUAGAGGGCAAGAUAUUUGUUCUCGGUGGUGGUGAUGGUGUUUGCUGGUUUGAUACAGUUUACUGUUAUGACCGAAGCCGUGGUGAUUGGUCCACAUGCCCAUCGUUGACUCGUGACAGGUGGAGCCUUGCUGGGGUUAGUGUCAAUGGGAGAAUCUAUGCAUUUGGUGGUGGAGAUGGAACUGAGUGUUUCUCUGAUGUUGAGAUGUUUGAUCCUACUCAUGGUAAGUGGAUAAAAAAUCAGCCUAUGCUGGAAAAGCGCUUAACUCUAGCUGGUGUGGCACUAAAUGGUGUGAUUUAUGCUGUUGGUGGCUUCAAUGGUGUUGAAUAUCUGAGCACUACUGAAAGACUUGAUCCUCGGGAGCCUAACUGGAAAAUGCUACCAAGGAUGAGUGCAGGAAGGGGCUGUCAUACACUUACAAUGCUUGAUGAGAAGAUAUUCUCGAUUGGUGGAUACGACACUGGCCUAAAGCAAUGGUGGCUACUGUUGAGAGGAUAUCAUUCUUCAGCUGUGCUCGGUGGCUCAAUAUUCACCUUUGGUGGGGUGAAAGGUGAAGCAGAUACAAUCUUGGAUGUGGGCCAGAAAGUUUUAAUAUUCUUCGAGGACAUUCAAGGGCCACAAUGUUUCUCAUAUGUAACAAUGCUGCACAAGCCAUUCUAUCUUCGUUAUUCCUUAACCACAAUUUUAAAGAAGUAUUCAUCAACUGUUGCCACAAUAUUUACUGUCCUAGCUUCUGCUGCAUUCUUGGGGCAUACCUUGACCAUUAAUUUUCUCCUGGGCAUAUCAGUGGUGUUUAUUUCAAUGCACCAGUUCUUUUCUCCACUUGCUAAAGUCAAAGAUGACAAACCAGCUGACUUAAUAGAGUUGGAAGAUACCCAAAUUCACCGGUCAUCUGAAUCUUCUUUUGUAAAUAUGACCGCUGGUGCCGCUGAUGAUGUAGGAUAG
Miscanthus lutarioriparius is the source of this 1842-nucleotide messenger RNA. The record is from the annotation of a GenBank genome assembly. NCBI's taxonomy places the organism in Eukaryota, Viridiplantae, Streptophyta, Magnoliopsida, Poales, Poaceae.